GCGCCAGCUUCAGGCGUCACUUCCCAUGCGACUUCCUUCGGGAAACAUGGCGGCACUGAGCGGUGUCCGCUGGCUGACCCGAGCGCUGGUCUCCGCCGGGAACCCUGGGGCAUGGAGAGGUCUGAGUACCUCGGCCGCGGCGCACGCUGCAUCGCGGAGCCAGGCCGAGGACGUGAGGGUGGAGGGCUCCUUUCCCGUGACCAUGCUUCCGGGAGACGGUGUGGGGCCUGAGCUGAUGCACGCCGUCAAGGAGGUGUUCAAGGCUGCCGCUGUCCCAGUGGAGUUCCAGGAGCACCACCUGAGUGAGGUGCAGAAUAUGGCAUCUGAGGAGAAGCUGGAGCAGGUGCUGAGUUCCAUGAAGGAGAACAAAGUGGCCAUCAUUGGAAAGAUUCAUACCCCGAUGGAGUAUAAGGGGGAGCUAGCCUCCUAUGAUAUGCGGCUGAGGCGUAAGUUGGACUUAUUUGCCAACGUAGUCCAUGUGAAGUCACUUCCUGGGUAUAUGACUCGGCACAACAAUCUAGACCUGGUGAUCAUUCGAGAGCAGACGGAAGGGGAGUACAGCUCUCUGGAACAUGAGAGUGCAAGGGGUGUGAUUGAAUGUUUGAAGAUUGUCACACGAGCCAAGUCUCAGCGGAUUGCAAAGUUUGCCUUUGACUAUGCCACCAAGAAGGGGCGGAGCAAGGUCACUGCUGUCCACAAGGCCAACAUCAUGAAACUUGGGGAUGGGUUGUUCCUGCAGUGCUGUGAGGAAGUUGCUGAACUGUACCCCAAAAUCAAAUUUGAGACAAUGAUCAUAGACAACUGCUGCAUGCAGCUGGUGCAGAAUCCUUACCAGUUUGAUGUGCUUGUGAUGCCCAAUCUCUAUGGGAACAUUAUUGACAAUCUGGCUGCUGGCCUGGUUGGGGGAGCUGGUGUGGUCCCUGGUGAGAGCUAUAGUGCAGAAUACGCAGUCUUUGAGACGGGUGCCCGGCAUCCAUUUGCCCAGGCAGUGGGCAGGAAUAUAGCCAAUCCCACGGCCAUGCUGCUGUCGGCUUCCAACAUGCUGCGGCAUCUUAAUCUUGAGUAUCACUCCAGCAUGAUUGCAGAUGCAGUGAAGAAGGUGAUCAAAGUUGGCAAGGUGCGGACUCGAGACAUGGGCGGCUACAGCACCACAACCGACUUCAUCAAGUCUGUCAUCGGUCACCUGCACCCCCAUGGGAGCUAGAGCCCUUUAUUUCUUCCAACCUUGCAAGGACCACACUCCCCAUACCCUUCAGUGCAGUGCACCAGGGAAGAGACCUUGUGCCUUUAGGCAGUGGACCAUGGCCACCUUGCUGGGUAGAGCCUAGGUUGUCCUUGGGCCGGCUUCCUUAGGGGACAGACUGUUGGGUGGUGAUGGGGAUUGUUAGGAUGGAGCCCAGGCCACAUAGAUGAUGAUGAUUCUCCCCCACAGGUUCGAACCUCUGACAUGGGUGGCUAUGCUACUUGCCAUGACUUCACUGAGGCUGUCAUUGCUGCCUUGCCCCACCCAUAAGCCCUGUCCAUACCCAUGUAAGGUGUUCAAUAAAGAACAUGAACCAA
Molecule: messenger RNA, 1560 nt
Organism: Nomascus leucogenys (northern white-cheeked gibbon)
Lineage: Eukaryota; Metazoa; Chordata; Mammalia; Primates; Hylobatidae
Gene: IDH3B
Product: isocitrate dehydrogenase (NAD(+)) 3 non-catalytic subunit beta
Biological process (GO): tricarboxylic acid cycle; isocitrate metabolic process
Cellular component (GO): mitochondrion
Molecular function (GO): magnesium ion binding; oxidoreductase activity, acting on the CH-OH group of donors, NAD or NADP as acceptor; NAD binding
Source: RefSeq, a predicted model, not a curated record